This is a messenger RNA of Glycine soja, 1650 nucleotides long. RefSeq names its product mitogen-activated protein kinase kinase kinase 18-like. NCBI's taxonomy places the organism in Eukaryota, Viridiplantae, Streptophyta, Magnoliopsida, Fabales, Fabaceae. Bases 90 to 1553 code for a protein of 487 amino acids. The transcript has a single exon. The record is from RefSeq and is a predicted model, not a curated record. Gene Ontology annotation, biological process: protein phosphorylation. Gene Ontology annotation, molecular function: protein kinase activity; ATP binding.
GAAACGGAGCUACACACAAAUGUUAAUCACUACACUUUCGAGUUCGAACUAAAGAAAACACAGUAAAGAAAGAAGAAGAAAAAAAAAAGAUGGUUUCGUCAGUUUCGUGGGUGAGAGGCAAGUGCGUCGGUAAGGGCGCGUUUGGGGUUGUCAACGUGGCGGUUUCGAAAAGAGAUAAUCGCGUUUUCGCGGUGAAGUCCGUGGAUUGCGGAAGGGGGCUUUCUGGUCAGGUGGAGGCGUUGGAGAACGAGAUUGGGAUUCUGAAACGAGUUACCUCGCCGCACGUGGUGGCUUAUAUCGGCGACGAUGUCACGUGCGAGGGAACGGCGUCGUUCAGGAACCUUCAUUUGGAGUACAUGCCAGGUGGCACCGUCGCUGAUUUGGACCGCGCUGACGUGGACGAGCGGUUAGUGAGGCGCUACGCGUGGUGCCUCGCAACCGCGCUGCGUGACGUCCACGCGCAAGGCUUCGUCCACUGCGACGUGAAAGGGAGGAACGUGCUUCUCUCCGGCGACGGCGAAAUGGCGAAGCUCGCCGACUUCGGCGCGGCGGUGGAAAUUGAAUCCUCUCCGGCGAUGUUGCUGUUGCCGCGGGGGAGUCCGAUGUGGAUGGCGCCCGAGGUGGUGCGCCGGGAGCGGCAGGGGCCGGAGUCCGACGUGUGGUCGCUCGGAUGCACGGUGAUCGAGAUUGCCAUCGGGAAACCGGCGUGGGAGGACCGCGGCGUCGACACGCUGAGUCGAAUCGGUUACUCGGACGAGUUGCCGGAAUUUCCAAUCCAGUUGUCGGAGCUAGGGAAGGAUUUUCUCGAGAAGUGUCUUAGAAGAGAACCGAGUGAACGGUGGAGUUGCGAUCAGUUGCUUCAGCAUCCAUAUUUGCUUCCCUACUACGCCCUUGUUGAAUCGUCGCCUCGGUGCGUUCUCGACCGGGUUGACUCGGAGUUGAACUCCGAGUCAGAUUAUAACGACCGUGAUCAUCAAGAAGAGGUGUUUUCAAUAUUUACUAACAUCGAAGAAAAUUCAGUUAUUAAAAAUAGAAUAAGUAAAUUAGCGACAGAGUCGAGGGUAAAUUGGGAAACACAUGGUUGGGUAGUGGUGAGGGAAGUUGAGUCCAACGGAGAACCAACGACAACGGGAACAGAGGAAGAAGGAGCGUGUACGUGUGAGCGUGAUGGUGUUGGUUCCAACAAAGAAGGGGUAAAUUGGGAAUUUCACAAUGUGGCAGAGACUGGUAUGGUAUAUUCGGAUUCUGUAGGGGCAAAUCGGGGAAUAAGAAAGUUUGGUGGGAGUAACACCGCUGGAGGGGGUGUUGGUUGUUGCUGUCGGUAUGGGUGUGGAUGGGAAAAGUUGGGUAGGAAUAGAGGAAUAAUCAGCAUUUACAGCUUGUAUUGUAAAAAUUUCAUGUCGUAUAAUUUAAUAUUCUUAAUGUAUAUCAAUAUAUUAUGCUUUUCGAUUAUUUAUGUUGUUUACCUUUUACUGCACGUGACUGAAAAGAUUAGGGAUGUGAAAAAAUUAAUUGGAAAGGAAAGGUGUUUGCAAUUGAGAGCCAGAAGGUAGAGUGAACAAUAUUCCAGCUUUGAGAUGGGUUGGAACCUUAGGGAUGGGACAAUUAAUUGGGUGGAUUGUACAAUAAAUUGAUGAUUGGGUGGUGUGA